Molecule: messenger RNA, 1413 nt
Organism: Ochlerotatus camptorhynchus
Lineage: Eukaryota; Metazoa; Arthropoda; Insecta; Diptera; Culicidae
Gene: hdm
Product: hold'em
Exons: 3
Coding region: 1-1413 (470 amino acids)
Biological process (GO): resolution of meiotic recombination intermediates
Molecular function (GO): single-stranded DNA binding; single-stranded DNA 3'-5' DNA exonuclease activity
Source: RefSeq, a predicted model, not a curated record
AUGUCCUCGGAUAUUAUCGUAACCAAACGCAUCAACCAACUAAACCAAGAUACUCGCAACUUCAUCAUCACCGGGGUCAUAAUUGCGAAAAAUGAUCCGAAAUUUUUUGAGUCCACUUCAGCGCAGCGUUCCGCAAAUGACUCCUCGGCCGGUCGUGGCGUCAUGACAGUGACCGUCCGAGACAGCGAUCGGGAUACGAUAAAUUGCACUAUCUGGGCGUCCCAGCUAAUGAUCGAUUCCUACGACAGUCUUUUCCACAUUGGAGACGUGGUGAAUAUUACGAAUCCAAAGGUUUUGCCCUCGUCCCAUGACAAAUCCGAGCAGUUCAAUCCUAGAUCAACAUCUCCGUACAGCCUAACGCUUGGGGAAAAUGGCGAAAGCAGCAUCAAACUAUACGAAGGAGUUGGACUUCAUCAAAUGAGAAAGCUAGUGUUCGUCGCCCCAGUAAUACCGUCGGACACCUAUCCUCUUGCUGACAUAGCUGCCGGUGGUCAAAGUAUCAACGGCCAGAACGUUAACGUUCUAGUGGUGGUUCGCAGCAUUAGACCCAGAAAACAGAUUGUCCUUUCGAAGAAUGGAAAACUAAAAAAUCUUCGAGAAAUUAUCGUGAUGGAUGCUAGCCACGGAGGGAUGUCUUUGAAGUUCUGGAGUGACGAAUACAUAAAGCGUAUUGAUAAGUGGAUUCCUCUGACGACGGUCCUAUUGAUAAUGGACGUCCGAAUCGAGUAUAAUCAGUAUUAUAAAUCAAUUUGCCUUGGGAUGAGUGGCAAAACUAUAAUUACUGAAGACCCCGCUAUCGAAGAAGCUGAUCAACUUCUUCUACAAGUGAUGAAAAUGCCGCUUCAGGAAUCAGAUAUCACCCAUUCACUUACGUCCGGAACAACCGAUCCGGUGAAUAUCACAACCAUCAUGACAGUGCAACAGAUUCAAGACCGAGCCGAAGGAGACCUGAAGGGUGAAGAGGAUUCAUUCACUGCUCUAUGCUACGCCGUAAUUACCAAAUUCGAUUUAGAUGGCUGCUCCAAGAUAACAAGUCGUAAAUGUUUGAACUGCAAAUCUCUUUUACGUGCAUCAGAUCCCAAAUGUCCUCGGGACGAGUGCCUGCCUAAUCCUUACAACAUCAACACCUACUUCGACUUACCUGUUGAUAUCUCCGACCAUACGGGCACUCUGGCCAACUGUCGAUUGGUUAGUCAGGCCGCCGAGAAUACACUAAACUGCAACGUUGAGGCAUUCCUCAAAAUGGGAGACGUCCAAAAAGGAAAACUUAAGUGGUGUUUUUUGUUGGAACGCUGUGCUUUAAAGCUGGUUAUCAAACGGAAGUCACCCAUUCGCUUCCAGACGGUCUAUUCCAUUGUAGAGUGCCGCGUCGCUAAAGCUCAUGAAGUUGAGAUGAAAAUUAAAGUAUAUUAG